AAAAUGGUCUGUUUGCCAUGUAUUUUUCUGCCAAUAAUGAUGGCGAUUUAUAUGAAAUUUAUAAUGCCAUAUGUGUACAGAGUACUGCCACAGCGAUGGGUGAACUUCCUGGACCCGAUUCUCUAUCCGACGUGCCCCGUGAAAAUCCCGGAACCUGAGAAUAAGAAAGAGGUUGAAGAAGAGAAAAAAGACGCACCAUGCUGCGCAAACACAACUGAAGCCACUGUGGAAACUGUGGAAACGAAGAAGGAUCAAUAAAAAAUUCAAUUAAAUUAUUUUUUCUCGAAAGUCUGUGAUUCCUGAUUUCUACUUAAAUAUUAAAUGUCUCUAUUGGAACCAACUCGAUUCUCUCGCCAUUUUCGUUGGAAAUAAAGUGAUUCACAUUG
Messenger RNA from Caenorhabditis elegans, 386 nucleotides. RefSeq names its product UPF0729 protein F18A11.3 (gene F18A11.3). Bases 4 to 258 code for a protein of 84 amino acids. NCBI's taxonomy places the organism in Eukaryota, Metazoa, Nematoda, Chromadorea, Rhabditida, Rhabditidae. Gene Ontology annotation, cellular component: plasma membrane. The record is from RefSeq and is marked reviewed. The transcript has 3 exons.